This is a messenger RNA of Striga hermonthica, 1077 nucleotides long. NCBI's taxonomy places the organism in Eukaryota, Viridiplantae, Streptophyta, Magnoliopsida, Lamiales, Orobanchaceae. The record is from the annotation of a GenBank genome assembly.
AUGUCUAUUGUAGGCUCCUCUCUUGGGGCGGAGGUCACCACCUUGUCCAGUUCAAAUCUUCUGAUUGAUAAUGAAGGGAACCUGAAGCUUGCAGAUUUUGGUCUAGCUCGAUCGUUCUCGAGCGAUCAGAAUGCUAAUCUUACAAAUCGUGUGAUUACUUUAUGGUACAGGCCACCAGAAUUGCUGCUUGGGACCACGAAAUAUGGUCCUGCUGUUGAUAUGUGGUCGGUUGGUUGCAUCUUUGCUGAACUUCUUAAUGGAAAGCCUGUCUUUCCUGGGAAAGAUGAGCCGGAACAACUAAACAAAAUUUUUGACAUCUGUGGGACUCCAAAUGAGGAUAUCUGGCCUGGAGUCUCUAAGAUUCCAUGGUAUAACAAUUUCAAGCCUACAAGACUUGUGAAAAGGCGCCUUAGAGAGCAUUUCAGACACUUUGAUCGCCACGCUUUGGAUUUACUUGAUCGUAUGCUGACCCUUGAUCCAUCUCAGAGAAUAUCAGCCAAGGAUGCUCUUGACGCUGAGUACUUCUGGACUGACCCGUUACCUUGUGACCCCAAGAGCUUGCCCAAAUACGAAUCUUCGCACGAGUUCCAGACCAAGAAAAAACGCCAACAGCAGCGCCAGCAUGAAGAGAACACGAAACGCCAGAAGCUGCAGCACCAGCAACAUCAUUCCCGUGUCCCACCCAUCCAGCAGUCAGGCCACGCGCACGCCCAUUUACGACCCGGCCCAAAUCAUCCCCCACAUGGCUCGCAGCCUCAGGUAGCAGGGGUACCCAGCCACCACUACGGAAAGCCGCGCGGACCCUCGGCGGGCCCAGGAAGGUAUCCUCCCGGUGGGAAUCCCUCUGGGGGCUACAACCACCCAAACCGUGGCCAGGGUGGCAGUGGCUACGGAAACGGACCGUCGGGCCCGUACCCGCCUCAGGGACGGGCACCACCAUACGGUUCAAGCGGCAUGCCUGGUGCGGGCCCUCGAGGAGGCCCGAACUACCAGCAUGGUGGGCCGUAUGGGAGUUCUGGAGGUGGUCGUGGUUCGAACAUGGGAAAUCGAAACCAACAGUACAACUGGCAGCAGUGA